AUGCCUCCCCCCAAACCAACCAUCCCGCCUGCCGCGAAACCUCGCUACGGCAAGAACUUUGACCCAUGGAACUCAUCUGGCACCGGUCACCAGCGCCCCGACAACACGCCUGGCUCCAGUACUGGGUGGCGCGAGUCGCGCAGCCGGAAGCUCACCUCUCAAUUCCGCGCUGGUGGGAGUGGAGGGCAACGGCUGGGCGACACAUGGGGUCCUGGAGCGGAGGGGUUCGACAAGGGAAUUGGGGCAGUCGUAGAGGAGCCAAAAGGGAGGAGCGUCAUUGACAUGCUCAUGAGGCCUGCCUCGAGGGAAAGCACACCCAAACUUACCGAAGAAGUGGGCAAAGGUGAGGUCGAGCACGAAGAGGCCGAAGAAAAAGAGGCGAAGAAAGGCAUCUUCCAGGGCGUGGUGGUGUAUGUCAACGGAAGCACAUUCCCUCACAUAUCCGACCACAAGCUCAAGCAAGUACUGAGCGAGAACGGGGGUCAAAUGGCGAUUCAUCUGGGACGCAGAAAAGUCACACAUGUCAUCGUGGGAAGACCCAAUAGUGCCGGCUACGGCGCUGGGGGCGGGCUGGCAGGAGGUAAACUCGACAAGGAGAUACGCAAAAUGAGAGGCGUGGGAGUCAAGUUUGUUGGCGUUGAGUGGGUACUGGAAAGCCUCAAGGCCUGCAAGCGUUUGCCCGAAGCACGAUUUGUCGACUUGAAGGUCGUCCCAAAGUCACAGCGGAGUGUCUAUGGACUGUAUGCCAAGCAACCUCCCAUGGAUGACGAGAUACAUGGAACGACAAUGAAGAAGACGACGUAA
Emericellopsis atlantica is the source of this 804-nucleotide messenger RNA. RefSeq lists its product as uncharacterized. NCBI's taxonomy places the organism in Eukaryota, Fungi, Ascomycota, Sordariomycetes, Hypocreales, Bionectriaceae. The transcript has 2 exons. Bases 1 to 804 code for a protein of 267 amino acids. The record is from RefSeq and is a predicted model, not a curated record.